Molecule: messenger RNA, 1932 nt
Organism: Macadamia integrifolia
Lineage: Eukaryota; Viridiplantae; Streptophyta; Magnoliopsida; Proteales; Proteaceae
Product: cullin-4
Exons: 15
Coding region: 1-1680 (559 amino acids)
Biological process (GO): protein ubiquitination; ubiquitin-dependent protein catabolic process
Cellular component (GO): cullin-RING ubiquitin ligase complex
Molecular function (GO): ubiquitin protein ligase binding
Source: RefSeq, a predicted model, not a curated record
AUGAGCUACAGAUUAGCUGAAGCUAUUGACAGGACUCUCCUAGGCCAUCUUUUGAAGAUGUUCACUGCUCUAGGAAUCUACUCAGAAAGCUUUGAAAAGCCAUUUCUUGAGUGCACAUCUGAAUUUUAUGCUUCUGAGGGUGUGAAGUACAUGCAGCAAUCAGAUGUUCCAGAUUAUUUGAAGCAUGUGGAGUCAAGGUUGCAUGAAGAACAUGAAAGGUUGAUGCUCUACUUAGACCCGAGUACUAGGAAGCCACUGGUGGCAACUGCAGAAAAGCAACUUCUUGAACGACAUACUUCUGCAAUUCUUGACAAGGGAUUCACAAUGUUAAUGGAUGGAAAUCGAAUUGAGGACCUUCGGAGGAUAUACACUCUGUUUUCAAGGGUCAAUGCCCUUGAAUUACUACGGCAAGCCCUUGGUUCUUACAUCCGGGGUACUGGGCAGGGCAUUGUUAUUGAUGAAGAGAAAGACAAAGAUCUGGUACCCUGUCUCUUAGAGUUUAAGGCUUCUCUCGAUACAAUCUGGGAAGAAAGCUUCUCAAGGAAUGAGUCAUUUUCUAAUACCAUAAAGGAUGCAUUUGAGCAUCUCAUUAAUCUCCGCCAGAACCGUCCUGCGGAGCUUGUUGCGAAAUUUUUGGAUGAGAAGCUUCGUGCUGGUAAUAAGGGUACAUCGGAGGAGGAGCUGGAAAAUACACUUGACAAAGUCCUGGUUUUAUUCAGAUUUAUACAAGGUAAAGAUGUUUUUGAAGCAUUCUAUAAGAAGGAUCUUGCGAAAAGGUUGCUCUUAGGAAAGAGUGCCUCUAUUGAUGCCGAGAAGUCGAUGAUUUCAAAGCUGAAGACUGAAUGUGGCAGCCAGUUCACAAACAAACUUGAAGGAAUGUUUAAGGAUAUUGAAUUAUCAAAAGAGAUUAACGAGUCCUUCAAACAGUCAUCUCAGGCAAGGACAAAACUCCCAACGGGUAUUGAGUUGAGUGUCCAUGUCUUAACAACAGGGUACUGGCCUACUUAUCCACCCAUGGAUGUUAGGCUUCCACACGAGCUAAAUGUCUAUCAGGACAUUUUUAAGGAGUUUUAUUUGGGCAAGUACAGUGGGAGGCACUUAAUGUGGCAAAAUUCACUUGGUCAUUGUGUCCUUAAGGCAGAGUUCCUGAAAGGUAAAAAGGAGCUGGCAGUGUCUCUAUUUCAGACUGUUGUUUUGAUGCUGUUUAAUGAUGCCCAAAAGUUAAGUUUCCAAGAUAUCAAGGAUUCUACAGGUAUUGAGGAUAAAGAGCUCAGAAAGACUUUACAGUCACUUGCGUGUGGAAAAGUUCGUGUACUUCAAAAGAUCCCCAAAGGCAGAGAUGUGGAGGAUAAUGACUCAUUUGUGUUCAAUGUAGAAUUUAGUGCCCCACUCUAUCGCAUAAAGGUAAAUGCAAUCCAAAUGAAGGAAACGGUGGAGGAGAAUACAAGUACUACCGAAAGAGUAUUCCAGGAUCGUCAAUAUCAGGUUGAUGCAGCCAUUGUCCGAAUAAUGAAGACAAGGAAAGUGCUGAGCCACACCCUCUUGAUAACUGAGCUCUUCCAGCAGCUCAAGUUUCCAAUAAAGCCUGCUGACUUGAAGAAAAGGAUCGAAAGCCUCAUCGACAGGGAAUACCUAGAGCGGGACAAGAGUAAUCCACAAAUAUACAACUAUCUGGCCUGAUCCAUGACAUCUCAUUUUGGUUAGUCCCUGUCCUUGUAAAUGGAAAUAGGAAACUACAGUCCUCUAUACAGCAAUCCUCAGUGAGGUGCAUGAUGUAGCAAUCCUUUGGCACAUCCAUCCAAUCACUUAACAGAAUGUACAGGAAUCUGUAGUUUUUGUUUUUGUUUUUAUUUUUAUUUUUUCGUGUUCAGCACUGUAAAUUAUAUUCUCUCUUCCAAUCCUCAUAAUUUAUUCAUCGUCUUGUUGAUUUCA